AUGCUGAGCGCUCAGACGGAGUUCAACACCAUAUUACCGAUAGCCUACACUCACGGAUUUGCAGGAAAAGACCAAUGGGACGAUCUUCGAGCAUCUUGCUGCCAGAAUCAAUCAACCAUGUCUUGCGAUUUCUACAACAGCCCCGAUCCAACCUGCCAAAAUAAGGCCAGAGCUGCGGUUUCUGGAUGGAUCGAUAACGCGGUCUUUUCGUAUGACAUGUACCAGGACUGUUACCGUAACAUCUAUCGGCUUGAAAGAGUGGCACUCGCUAUGGGACUUGAGGUCAGUUCGUUCCUGUGGAAAGAUCAAGCUUGCUUGCAACGGCGGGCUUGCUUGUCACAGCAAUACAUCAAAUUUGAGAAAAGUGGUUUCUGUUGA
Cooperia oncophora is the source of this 378-nucleotide messenger RNA. The record is from the annotation of a GenBank genome assembly. NCBI's taxonomy places the organism in Eukaryota, Metazoa, Nematoda, Chromadorea, Rhabditida, Trichostrongylidae.